UCAAUCGUAUUAACAUUUUCUCACUCUCACUCAUUCAAAACUGAUACUUUCACUUAACUGAGAAGGCCGUUGGUGAGAUUCGAAUUCAUAACGUUUUCUCUCGGAGUUGACUUGAAAUUAACCCGAAAUCCCAAUAUCAAAAAUUGGAAACCAGGACCUCAAAAAUGUGUGAUGCUAAAGAAGCAGAUAUAGUUAGGACCUCAAAAAAUGCAGAGUUUUCAUUGAAAGUGAUGAUAAAUAAAGAGAAAACUAAGGUGCUCUUUGUAGAAGCUAGCAGCCAUUUUACAGACAUUUUGUUAAGCUUCUUGACUUUGCCGUUGGGAAGAAUCAUCAAAGUCCUCCACAAACACUAUGGAGACGAGACACCCACCAUUGGAAGCUUAAACAGUCUGUACCAUAGCUUAGCAAAUCUCGAUAGCCCCCAUUUCGUGACAGAGGGUGCCAAGCAGACUCUGCUCAAUCCUACAAGCUCGUUCGAUGUUGAAAUCAAACAGCUGAAACUAGAUAUCACUGAUUCUCCUCUUAAUGAAUAUUAUAAGUGUAGCUAUUGUCGUUAUAGACUUCGCCGUUUAAGCAUGUGCUAUGAUAAUGUGAAGUGGUGCGAGGAAUGCCUGAGAACUAUUAUAAUAGAGCAAGAUGAAGAAAUGCUGCCUGAAGGUGCUUCUGGAGAUGGUGUUUUCACCAGGGAUAUAGCUUCUUUCAUAAUCUUUGAUGAUUUGCAGAUAUUUCCUAAUGAGACAGGACUCUUAGGAAUCUUAAGCGCUGUUGGCGUUGCAGACAUGGAGAAGGUUGAGCCAAUCAAAGUAACUUUUGGGUUCAAUGAGAUUAUGAGUUUGUUGAAGGCAUCGUUGAUUUCCAAAACUCCAUUCUCGGAUGUCAUACUGUGUAAAGCAAAAGGGGUCAAGAACUUUGUUAUUGUGGGAUUUGAACCUGAGACCUCGUUAAACCAGAUUGAGACUAACCAUGGUCCCAACUCUGAAAAGAUGAGUUUGAAAGUCGUGAUACAAAAAUCUACCGGUAAGUUAUUGUACGCUCAAGGCAAGGAAGAUUUCUUAGACUUUCUAUUUAGUUUCCUCCAUAUCCCAUUCGGAGGAAUUGAGCAUCUUCUAGCCGGAAAGACUUGUAUUAAGGCCAUAGACAACUUGUAUCAGAGCACAACUGAUCUUACAGACUGCAAGUAUUUCAGGAGCCCAGAUACGAAAAAUAGGCUAAUCAAACCCAACGUUGUUCACGGUUGUAUUUCUGAUAACUACAUUCUUCCCCUCACUCAAGAAACCUUACCGGAUGAAUAUAGGAAAUUCUUUAGGUAUUCAUCUGCUAAGUUUCCUAAUGGCAAGGGGAGUUAUCUUAAAGGACCGCGAACUUAUCAGAUCACAGAUGAUCUAACUGUGACACCACUCUGUGUUUUCUCAAUCCUUUCCAAUCUCAAUAAGCAGAAAAUCCAUGUAUCUGAUGUCCAAGAAGUGGAAAUGCAAAUCGGGUCGAAAGAGGGUUUGAGCAUAUUGAAAGCCUCUAUUACAUCCACUUCCACGCUGUCUGAUGCUCUGCUCAAUAACAUAUCCGUCAAACAACCAAAGACAGAGCACUGAGUUUGAUCAUUGUUUUACUGCCUAUAUAAGUAAACUUGUUUGCUAGUGCUACAUAAUUGUGGAUCUUGAUUCCACUCGUUUUUGGCUUAUAUUAGUACCUUUAGUUUGUUGCUGUAUUUGUUCUAAGGAGACUUUUAUUCUAUGAUUUCAACCUAUAAACCAAAGCCAGAACAAUGAGCCUUUAGUUUAUUGCUAGUACU
Salvia splendens (bonfire salvia) is the source of this 1789-nucleotide messenger RNA. RefSeq lists its product as uncharacterized. Bases 165 to 1589 code for a protein of 474 amino acids. The record is from RefSeq and is a predicted model, not a curated record. NCBI's taxonomy places the organism in Eukaryota, Viridiplantae, Streptophyta, Magnoliopsida, Lamiales, Lamiaceae. The transcript has 4 exons.